AUGGCUGCAUUUAGUCCGCCUUCGCGUGCCACAAGCUAUGCAGGUGCUGACGUUGAGCGUUUAUGUGAGAAGGGGUGCCAACGCCCCGCCUUUGCGGCCUACUCCACGUGCUGCACACAUUGUCAAGGCCCGGAAGGGCCACAUGCCAGCGACUGCGCGAAGAAGGUAGAGCUCAUAGGGAGGCGGGUGAAUGCUCCGCAGGUCCGGGGUGAGGGCACCAUGGUGAUCGUCCGCUGCAUCGCUGCGACCCUUUUUCGCAGCUUCGACAAAUUUGGGCGGAUGGAUCCCUUCGCCACUGUGGACUGGUCCUACUCAGAUGGCAGCGUGGUAAGUGUCGGAAGGACGAAAUCUGCGUGGGGUCAGCACAUGAACCCCAAGUGGGAGCACUGCUGUAGAGCAGUGCCCUACACCGGCUCGGGCGGAGGUGACAAAGUGCGCUUUCAGGUUCUCGAGGAAAACUUCGGAGGGCUGGGCACCCCUACGUUCUGCGGCGAGCAGACGGUUGAGGUUGACAUGCUCAUAGCGGGGGCCCGCAUGGUGGGGGCGGGCCUGAUGCGGACGCAGCCCCAGCCCAUCGAGCUGUUCAAGCGGGGUGAGAAGACAGGGACUAUCCUGGUCCAGCUGGUGGUCCACCUGGAGAAUGCCGGCUCGCCGGUUCAGUCUAACUUCACGUCGGCAGAGGCGAGCAAGUUCUUGUCGCCUGUCAAGCGAAUCGGUGUGUCUGGUGGGACAGCACCAUUUUUCAGCUUGUUGCUCAAGGAGAAGGACGGCAUGCGCUUCGGCGACUACUGGAUUGGCAAAGACCUUUCCCGUGCCAUGGACGAGGUCCAGUUCUACGAGAAGUGCUUGAAGCUGGGAAGAAGUUCGACCGGGGAGAUGCAGAUGCUCCUCAGCUUCAUGUUCGAGUAUGCUGGUGUUCUCGAAACCACUGCAGAGGGCGAAGAGGGCUCUGAACUGCAGCUUCUGGUUCUCGAAAACCUGCGCCAUCGCCGGGCUGGCUUGCGGUUGCUGGACAUCAAGGUCGGUGAGAAGACCGCUGCAGCCAACUGGAAGGGGAAAUCACGGCUGGCGGCACUUCGUCAGGGCCUCAUCGACGAACACACGAACUCCCAGGCAGAGGGAUUCCGGCUCGAAGGUUUCGACGGACAGAACCCGGCGCUGAUCUCCAUGGAUCCACUUCUAGACUUCGGAGGUGAGGAGGGCCACAGCAAGUCAACCCAGAAGAAAGCGCGGCGGCUGAUGCUGCAGAGAUUGCCGUCUGCAGAGAUCUUCAUGCACUUUCUGGACAUGCACCACUACGAUGAGCCUCAGGCUCCCAGCCCGGCUGCGCCGGCUUCCCCGGCUGCGCCCUGUGGCACCGAGCUCCUGGAGGUGGUCCUGUCGGAGAUCUGCAAGCAGUUGGUGCAGCUGGCGAUGGCUUGCCGGAAGUGCGAAGCCCCUCAGAAGUGGAUUGGCAGCUCCAUCGCGCUCGGCUUUGAUGACGUCUUCGGCAAGGAACAAGGCCACGUGGAUGGUCGUGGUUUUGGCGCCGCUGAAUGCGCGUUGCGCAAGUCAGUGUUGGUCAAGAUCUUCGAUUGGGGCAGGUCCGAGCUGAACACGCUGCGGGAUCAUCCCGAACUGACGCCGGAAGAGCAAAACGACAGGCUCCACUUCUGGCGACUUUAUGUCGGAGGUGUCGACCGGCUGGCAUGGGAAGCCGUGCGGGCAUACCGCCAUCGCUUCGGCAACCCUCACGGCUGGCAGCGUGUGCAAUUGGCGGUCUAUGAUUUCGACUCUGCUACAGAGAGUGACUUCAUGGGCCAGGUCACAAUUGAUUUGGUGGAGAUGGCCGAGACGACCAUGCCACUGCUUUCCGCCAAGAGAGAACCUGUGGUGGGCAAGGAUGGCAACGCGACCAUCACCUUCUCCGUUCGGUGGAGGAGGCACGAGCCGAGCUCCAGGCUUCAGGGGUCCUGGCAGAUACGAGUCAUAUCUGCCAGCAACUUGCCCGUGUGCGAUGGCUUCUGGGCCUCGAUCUCCCCAGCUUCCUCACGAGCGCUCGGAGGAUUUUCUGAUCCCUUUGUACAUAUCACUGCGAUGAGUGACGAUCACUCCUAUCGCUUCAAGCAGAGUACCAGCAUCAAGGUCAAGAACCUGCACCCGGAAUGGAACGAGACUUUCGAGCUUCCAGUUGCGCGUCCAGAACACGCCUCUCCCCAGGCCAUCGUAGGCUCGGAAAAGGCCAUGGAUUUUCCGCCCGACCUUAUGCUCCCGGCAGUCUGCCACACCGUGGAGGACAGCAAGGUUGAAGCGGAAGCCAUGCAUCUUUGGAGGAAGAUGCUGAACACGAUCUGCCUCGUGGCAGUAAGGGGAGGUCGCUUCGGGUGGUCGGCAGUUCCACAGUUUCCUCGUUUGAAGGGCCUUGGCUGGGUGCAGAGACGACGCACGACGAAGGGCGACCUCGGCAGUGGAGUAUGGCUCUUCGACGACAGCACCGACCCCAACAGCCGCGGACAGGAGCUCACCGAAGACAUGCUUCAGUCACGCAAGGGCUACACGUUGGUCCAGGUUGCAAACCUGGGGCUCCUCCUCUCUCCUGAUCGAAGCGUCAGGGCGGUGCGGCAGGCGAAGUCCAAGGCAGCCUUUGCCAGUGAGUUGGCUGGCAACACGAAGGCUGUCAGCGGGGCACUGCCAUGUCCAGCGGAUGCCAAUCUUUACAGCUGCAAGGCCUGGUGCGAGGGUGUGGUGCCAGGAGAGGCUGUGAAGUCCACGCUCGGUGGAAAGAAGUGCUCUGAGCUUUCUGCCCCGUCGCGCGUCCGGGAUCAGCCAUCCUGCAUGUGCUACGAUGCAGAGUACAAAGUGCAGCUUGCCAUGUGCGUGAGCACAUGCCCAGGCGACACUACAGAACCGGCUGCAGAUGGGCAAGGGACCUGUGGCAGUGCAUCCUGCAGUGAAGGCACAGAAGGGGCGCGGCGCUUCAUCCUCUACGAUACGAAGUAUGGCGAGGGCUUCAACCUUCAGCGCGAGGUCUAUCCGCGAGCUGGCUGGGUGGUGGCCCAGGCCAACAAGGCCUUAGCAGCCAAAUGCGGUUCCAAGGGUGAUGGCGGCUGUGCUCGCUGGGUUCUCGUGUUACCGCCAUGGUGCCAGGUUGUCCACUGGUGGACGGGUCCCGAGCAUGUUUACUGGCGAACCUUCUUCGACACGGAUGCGCUCAUGGGUUCCAAGGUUCCUGUGAUUGAGUUCGAUGAGUAUGUCCGAUUGGUAGGUGGGCAGACAGUGGACGUGGCCGUGUCUUUUGAGACAGAUCAGCUCAAGAAGCAGAAGGAGCAGCUGACCGGCGGCAGCGGCAAGUUCAUGGGUUUCGCAGGUAGCAUCAGCGACUGCAAGACCAAGUAUGUGAAGCCACUCGAGUUCCGCAAGCUACCGGCUGGUGACUUCCAGAUCGUGUAUGCGGGACACUGUGACGGCGCAAUCGCUGCGAAGGAGCUGAGCUGCGCCUCCUUGGAUGGACCGUGGCCGCAGGGUGUGGUCGACCUUGUUCUGGCCUUGAAGCCCGAGGUCAGGUCAGUGCUUCUGAAGAACUACGACUACCUGCUGUCUCCUGACAGCGAGGAGUUGGAUGAGCUGGGUCUAAGAGAGUCGAUGCUUUUCGCAGAGGACUUAAGGGCACACGCUGAUGAGUUCAUUCAGAAUGCCUUCGGGGGCGAGAAGUACUUGGCGGCGCACUGCCGGCGAACGGACUUCCUGAGGGCCCGGGAGAAGACCACCCCAGACGUGUCCAACAUAGCUCUGAAGCUGAACGAGGUGCUGGAGCAGGAAGGGUUGAAGCAGGUCUUCAUCGCUACGGAUGCUCCUGGUGACCUCCGAGCCGCUCUGCAGGAGGAGGUGAAGGGGGCCAUUGUGUUCUACGACGAGAAGAGUGGCGCCAGGCAGUUCGACCACAAGGGAAAGCAGGCAAUUGUGGAGACUUGGAUUGCCGCGAGGUCUGAUUUCUUCAUCGGUACGAUUGAGUCCAGGUUUACCAUGUCCAUCCAGCUUGAGCGAAGCCUCCUUGGCAAACCUCAUCGCACUUCGGAGCAGGAGUUCUGCAAGGAGUACAAGCGUGGCAAGUCAUGCCUGGCCCCAUCGUACAGGCAUACCGCCCGCCAUGGUGCACACCGAGGCCAGUACAUCAGAAGCUGA
Molecule: messenger RNA, 4161 nt
Organism: Symbiodinium natans
Lineage: Eukaryota; Dinophyceae; Suessiales; Symbiodiniaceae
Source: the annotation of a GenBank genome assembly